GUGGCGGGAACAUAAAACAAAGGAACACGUGAUCAAUGAUAAACUGAAAGUUCAUACAAACUGAAGCUAAAUGGAACUGAAUGUGACACUUAUACUGAGAAAGUAAUGAUUAUUUACUGAAUAUAAUGAUGUUCUUCUCCAAUAGGUGAAGGUCCCUUAGGAUCAGACUGCUGUCUUACUGUGACAAACACCAGAAUACCAGUUGAAAACAUCGAGGAUUAUUACAUCCAAGAGACAACAUCAGUAUGUUCUCUCAGAGCUAUCCAGAUGACAGUUGGGCUAUCAGAGUGUUAAAUUACUUGAAUAAGAGAAAGAACAAGGAACCUUCUGUAGAAACUACAAGUGCAACAAAAAUGAUCCCAACUACAGCACAUAAGUCACAUGAUCAUCCAGACUGUUGUCUCACUGUGACAAACACCAGAACAGAUGAAGACAUCGUGGAUUAUCACAUACAAGAUUCAUCUCUGUGUCCGAUCAGAGCUGUGAGAUUCAUAACUGUGGAGAACAACACAAUCUGCUCUUCUCCAACAGAAGAAUGGGUCCAGGAUUACAUACAGAACCUGAACAGAAGAAACACAUCUACAGACACUCUUCAGCUGGACGGGUUAUCAGAGGAGGAGAAACACACAUCAGAAAUAAAUGAUCCAUAUUCAAACAACAAUGAAUACUUUUGUUUAAAGAAGGAACCAGUUCAAUACUUUUGUAUCAAACAACCUUAAAACUUCUUCUGUUUGAACAGUUAGGACUGAUAAUAACACAAAAUGACUGUAAGUCUAAUAACUGAAUGAAGUGAUAGUGAAAAAUCAGCUAUGGUUUCUUGACAGGGAAGAGAAGAGAUUGUUGAAUAAAGUCGUUAUUUUUAU
Molecule: messenger RNA, 863 nt
Organism: Megalobrama amblycephala (Wuchang bream)
Lineage: Eukaryota; Metazoa; Chordata; Actinopteri; Cypriniformes; Xenocyprididae
Product: C-C motif chemokine 5-like
Exons: 3
Coding region: 246-719 (157 amino acids)
Biological process (GO): neutrophil chemotaxis; cellular response to tumor necrosis factor; cellular response to interleukin-1
Cellular component (GO): extracellular region
Molecular function (GO): chemokine activity; CCR chemokine receptor binding
Source: RefSeq, a predicted model, not a curated record